Tupaia belangeri chinensis (Chinese tree shrew) is the source of this 1068-nucleotide messenger RNA. RefSeq names its product olfactory receptor 13H1-like. The coding region runs from base 1 to 1068 and encodes 355 amino acids. Gene Ontology annotation, molecular function: olfactory receptor activity; G protein-coupled receptor activity. The record is from RefSeq and is a predicted model, not a curated record. Gene Ontology annotation, cellular component: membrane. The transcript is spliced from 3 exons. Lineage: Eukaryota; Metazoa; Chordata; Mammalia; Scandentia; Tupaiidae. Gene Ontology annotation, biological process: G protein-coupled receptor signaling pathway.
AUGAGGCUGGAGUUGGACUUGAUGGCAGCAAGAGAGGAUGCUGAUGCUGCUGGUUCACAGACUCUGUUUGCAAAUUCCUGGUCUAACCCCACACAUUUAUUUGCAGUAACUAAGCUGUGGAUAGAGGAAAUGAAUUACCAGGAAAUUGGAAACCACACCAAAGUGACAGAAUUCAUUCUCGUGGGACUGUCCGAGCACCCCACAUCCCAGAGUGUUCUCUUCUGGACCCUGAUGUUUCUCUACAUAGUAACUUUGGCAGGAAACAGCAUGAUUAUUUUCCUGGUAGGUGUCAGUUCUCAGCUCCACACCCCAAUGUAUUUUUUCCUUGGCAACUUGUCUUUACUGGACCUCCUGUUUUCCACCAGUGCUGUACCCCUGAUCAUGGUGAACUCACUGCAGAACUUCCCCACCAUCUCCUACACCUCCUGUUUUGUCCAGCUUGCCAUCCGAGCCUUCUUGGCACUGGCUGAGUGUUUCCUUCUUGCCAUUAUGGCUUAUGACAGAUUCAUAGCUAUCUCAGAUCCACUCAGGUACAGGCUGAUCAUGUCUGUUCGAGUAUGUAUUUUAAUGGCUUUGAUUGCAUGGGUGACAGGAUUACUGCUCACUAUUAUGCCCAUUCUGCUCUUUCCUAUCAGUUUCUGUGGGCAUAAUGCAGUCAAUCAUUUCUCCUGUGAAGUCCAAGCAAUCUUUAAAUUGCUCUGUUCUGACACCUUUUCCUUAGAGGUUAUGAUGAUGGUAUGUGCUGUCAUUUCAAUGCCAGUACCUUUACUUUUCAUCCUUAUCUCUUACCUUUGUAUUCUCAGAGCCGUCUUAAGAAUCAAUCCAACUGAGGCCAGGCUUAAAGCUUUUUCCACAUGUGGCUCUCACUUGGUAGUUGUCACCAUCUACUUUGGGACACUAAUCUGUAUUUAUGUGAGACCUCAGACCAAAGAGCCCCAGGAUGGGGACAAAAUUGUCUCCAUAUUUUAUGCAGCAGUGACCCCAAUGCUAAAUCCCCUCAUCUAUACCCUGAGAAAUAAGGAAGUGAAAGCUGCUCUCAGAAAAGUAACUUGUGGGGUCAAGUCCUGA